CGUACAUAAAUCUAUUAGAAUGGUCGCAACCAAAGAACAUUGUUUCUAUUGCUUUGAUGUCCUGCUGGCCCACCUUCGCCGUGAACCAACACCUGCACCAAGAUUCCACAAUGAAGCUUUUCCUUUGUUCGUAACAUGGAACAUGAUUAAAUAUGGUGAAAAGGAGCUGCGGGGCUGUAUCGGUAGCUUUAGACCCUUGCCUCUUAUCCAAGGACUCAAGCAGUUUGCACUCAACAGUGCUUUAGAAGAUUCUCGAUUUCCUCCAAUCAAUUUGGCGGAGACUCCUUAUCUUUCAUGCGCUGUCUCUCUCUUGAUUAAUUUUGAAGAAGCUGAUAAUUAUCUUGACUGGGAGAUUGGCAAGCAUGGGAUCUGGAUUGAAUUCAAAAACACAGAUGGCAAGAAAAACACAGCCACUUAUUUACCAGAGGUCAUGCCAGAGCAAGGGUGGACAAAGGAAGAGACGAUUCAAUCUCUAUUGCGAAAAGGUGCAUUCCGAGGACCAAUUACUCCAGAAGUUUGUCAAAGCAUCAAGUUGACACGCUAUCAGUCCUCCAAAAUGGAAGUCACUCGUCAAGAAUACGAUCAAGCCAGAGGCCUUUAAAAAAUCGUAUAAAUAAAUACACUUGUGCAUUAAACCUUU
Messenger RNA from Phycomyces blakesleeanus NRRL 1555(-), 640 nucleotides. RefSeq lists its product as hypothetical. NCBI's taxonomy places the organism in Eukaryota, Fungi, Mucoromycota, Mucoromycetes, Mucorales, Phycomycetaceae. The transcript has 3 exons. The record is from RefSeq and is a predicted model, not a curated record. Bases 20 to 601 code for a protein of 193 amino acids.